Planococcus citri (citrus mealybug) is the source of this 369-nucleotide messenger RNA. Its product is annotated as speckle-type POZ protein-like. Gene Ontology annotation, cellular component: cytoplasm. NCBI's taxonomy places the organism in Eukaryota, Metazoa, Arthropoda, Insecta, Hemiptera, Pseudococcidae. Gene Ontology annotation, biological process: regulation of proteolysis; proteasome-mediated ubiquitin-dependent protein catabolic process. The record is from RefSeq and is a predicted model, not a curated record. The transcript has a single exon. The coding region runs from base 1 to 369 and encodes 122 amino acids. Gene Ontology annotation, molecular function: ubiquitin protein ligase binding.
AUGUCAUCUAAAAUGCUGGGGCAUAUUUACACCAAAAAGAGUAAAAAUUCAGCGCAGCUGGAAGAAGAUUCUUUAGCAGCAGUCGAUAAAUCCGAUUCGAACGGAUUGAAGUUGAAAGUAAUUGCCUUGAAUGUAUUACUGAAGACACUAUCGGUGGACAACGCAAUAGAUAUACUGAUGAUAGCAGAUACAUGCCAUGCAGAUCAAUUGAAAUCACACGUGCUCAGGUUUAUUGUCAGUAAAGCAGCCGAAGUUUUGAAUUCAGAGGGGUGGAAAAAAAUGCAGUCAUCGAAAUCACAACUGACAGUUGAAGCGAUGCUGGCCAUAGCGGCGAGUAUUGAUCCUAGAAAUAUAAUUAUGGCCAAGUAA